Messenger RNA from Amorphotheca resinae ATCC 22711, 447 nucleotides. RefSeq lists its product as hypothetical. The transcript has 2 exons. The coding region runs from base 1 to 447 and encodes 148 amino acids. Lineage: Eukaryota; Fungi; Ascomycota; Leotiomycetes; Helotiales; Amorphothecaceae. The record is from RefSeq and is a predicted model, not a curated record. Gene Ontology annotation, biological process: proteasome assembly.
AUGGAUAUAGGCGCUGAGAUAGAUCAUAGACGCUUUCCUGCAGCGACAAAGCAGAGUGCAGGCCUUGUUGGUGGUAUACAGACCGAUGUUUCUUCCGUUUAUUUCGCAGACAAGAUAAUAAUCACGAUCUCGCAGGGUGGGCGGUUAUCGCAAUGGAUCCAAGUACCCCUCUCUUCAGCCUCCCCAACCUCGUUGGAUACGGCCCUACCAUCGCAAGGAUCCGACAUGCUACCACUAGGUCAUUUAACACCUAAAACCCUUCUUGGAGGAGGCGGUGAGCAGCGCGAGACCAUGGGCCAUUUAUAUUCCAGUCAGAUUGCGAGUACUAUUCUAACGAAAAAUCCGGAAGAGACGCGAACCGUUCUCGUGGGCUUUGGGUUGGCGAAAGUCGAAAUGGAGAGGGAGACCUUCUUCGACUUGCUGGAGUUAGUACAGAAAGUUAUUUGA